This is a messenger RNA of Linum tenue, 582 nucleotides long. Lineage: Eukaryota; Viridiplantae; Streptophyta; Magnoliopsida; Malpighiales; Linaceae. The record is from the annotation of a GenBank genome assembly.
GUUAUCUUGCCCUAUCUCAAAAGGGCACGGUUGGAGUCGAUUAGGCAUUUUGUAGGAAUUAAAGUCGAUCGCCAACUCAUCACCGCAUUGGUGGAGAGAUGGAGAAAGGAGACGCAUUGUUUCAACUUUCGCGAAGGAGAGUGCACCAUCACACUCAAGGACGUCGCCAUCCUAACUCAUCUGCCUAUCGACGGCAAAGCGGUGUGUGUGAGUGAUCAUCCCCCCGAGGAUCGUGACGGUAUGACCGGUUGGCAGUAUUUCAUCCAUAGUGUUUUGGGGGUGAAAGUACCAACCAAGGGGAGCGUUGAUGCGACGGAUCGCUUGCCACCAUUGAGGAAAGGCCAAGUAUCAAUCACUUGGUUGGCAAAGUAUUUUAGGGACCAUCACGAUCCUGAAAAAGAUGGGGUGCCCCUAACCGAGGAAAGUCCGGAGCUGGAGAAGGAAAGAUAUGCUCGUGUCUAUCUCAUAGGCAUGAUAGGAGGAGUCAUCUCCACAAUGGCAGAGAUUGACGAACUAUCCAUUCGUUUUCCAGAAAGAUAUCUCCACAAUGGCAGAGAUUGGCAGCGUCGUACACCCUUAUAG